GCAGGUUGGACGAAGAGCUGCUUUCCUACGCCUCGACCGGUGGUGCGGACGAGCAGCGGUCCCAGCGGACGCGACUCUGUCCACACGCGACUGCUGGUACCCGCAGAGCUGCUUUUCAGACUUGUAGGAAGCCUGGGGGGCAGCACUCCAAUGGCAGCCCGCGUCAUCCCCGUGACCUCUCCGAAAAGCGAUACUGAUGAGCAAAACAUCCAGCUCCCCUGCCGCUGCGACGCGCCGCUGAAAGCAAGGAGCGACGAGCCCUGCCCCGUGUACCAGGACAUAACUUUCGACGCCGAGGCAGUCAUAAAAGCCGCGGGCGCCGCGCCGCGCCUCGACGCUAUCAGUUUUAGAAACCACUACGUCGCCUCCAUUAGUGUGAUGCAGCGCCAGGCGCGGCCGGAAGGCCUGGUCUGGGUCCCGGUGCUGCGGGAGAAACACCUCAUGCGCGACGCGCACUGCGAGGACGACGCGCAGGCCACGACGACGCUCGCGACGAGCGACUUCACGAAUUUCGAUUCGGGCCUCUGCGGCGUGGCCGCGGGCGACGACGAAGGCCUGCCGGUCGGCUCGUUACGUUUCCGCCUGAGGCAGCCAAGUCCAACUUGGAGGUCCUACGAACUCAAACAUGUGAAAUGUAUCAUGCGUAAAUAACAUUCGAUGCG
Molecule: messenger RNA, 662 nt
Organism: Pelagomonas calceolata
Lineage: Eukaryota; Pelagophyceae; Pelagomonadales; Pelagomonadaceae
Source: the annotation of a GenBank genome assembly